Brienomyrus brachyistius is the source of this 1584-nucleotide messenger RNA. RefSeq names its product EARP complex and GARP complex interacting protein 1 (gene eipr1). Gene Ontology annotation, molecular function: protein binding. Gene Ontology annotation, biological process: protein ubiquitination. The transcript is spliced from 9 exons. Bases 117 to 1280 code for a protein of 387 amino acids. The record is from RefSeq and is a predicted model, not a curated record. NCBI's taxonomy places the organism in Eukaryota, Metazoa, Chordata, Actinopteri, Osteoglossiformes, Mormyridae.
UGCGUAGUAUUUUUGUGGUUUGCGGAAGUGUUCCGCCAGCAAGAAGACUAAGCAUAAAUGAAUAGAGCUGCACAAUUAAUCGACAUCUGACCAAGUAAACCUAUAUUUUGCCGAUCAUGGAGGACGAUGCACCUGUUAUAUAUGGUCUUGAAUUUCAGGCUCGGGCACUGACAGCCCAGACUGCCGAGACAGAUGCCAUUCGUUUCCUUGUGGGCACGCAGUCCCUGAAAUUCGAUAACCAGAUACACAUCAUCGACUUUGAUGAUGAGAAUAACAUCAUUAACAAAAGCGUGGCACUGCACCAGGCAGGGGAGAUACGGCACAUCGGUGCCAGUCCGGCGGACAAGAGCGUGCUGACGACAUGCUACAACAAAACCUCUGACAGCCGGGUGGCGACGUGUGCGGCAGUGUGGAGGAUUCCGAAUGACUGGGAGGCGGGCAGCCACGAGUCCCCCGACGACUCAUCGCACAACCCACAGAGCCUGGAGCUUCUCUGUCACCUUGACAACAUAGCCCACGGCAACACGGCUUGUGUCCUCUGGGAGCCCAUGGGCGACGGGAAGCGGGUGAUCACGCUGACAGACAACCACGUGCACCUGUGGGACCUUCAGCAGAUCUCCACGCAGGCCACGCUCUCCAGCUCUGCCACCCUGGAGGGCAAAGGUCAGAUAAAGUUCACCUCAGGGAAGUGGAGUCCGCACCACAACUGCACCCAGCUGGCCACCGCCAAUGACACGGCCAUCCGCGGCUGGGACCUUCGCAGCAUGAGUCAGAUGUACUGCAUCGAGAACGCCCACGGGCAGCUGGUACGAGACUUGGACUUCAAUCCAAACAAGCAGUACUAUCUGGCCAGCUGUGGGGACGACUGCAAGGUCAGGUUCUGGGACGUGCGGAGCAUCAACGAGCCCGUCAAGAGUCUGGAGGAGCACUCCCACUGGGUCUGGAGCGUGAGGUACAACCACUCCCACGACCAGCUGGUCCUCACAGGCAGCAGCGACAGCCGGGUCAUCCUGUCCAACAUGGUGUCCAUCUCCUCUGAGCCCUUUGGCCACCUGGUGGAUGAGGACGAGCUGAGUGACGCCGAGGAGAACCACCAGGAGGAGAAGAGCAGAGCGCCUCUCCAGGACAGCAUCAUCGCCACGUACGAGGAGCACGAGGACAGCGUCUACGCAGUGGAGUGGUCCUCCGCUGACCCAUGGCUCUUCGCCUCCCUCAGCUACGAUGGGAGGCUGGUCAUCAACAGGGUUCCCCGGGCGCUCAAGUACCGCAUCCUGCUGUAGACGCCCCCAUCCCCCACUUUCCAGGCCCUUCAGUGGAGAGUUUCAUUAGUUCUGUACCCAUUCACGUGCUUGUCAGUCCAUCUUCCCUAUGCCGAAGACAACUGUGCAUUGCAACAUCAAUGCGAGAUGUUCUCUGGAGAAAGGCUGUUUCAGUCGCCCCCUUCAGGCCAGCGCUGUUAACUGCACAAGCUAUAUACAUGGUAAAUGAAGAAAGGAAGGGUAGAUUUCCACAGACAUAUAGAAACAGUGCUGUAUUAUGUAUAUACUGUAAUAUUUUAUUAAAAAGCUUAUGGCAUGAACAUUA